Molecule: messenger RNA, 1101 nt
Organism: Aspergillus bombycis
Lineage: Eukaryota; Fungi; Ascomycota; Eurotiomycetes; Eurotiales; Aspergillaceae
Product: glycoside hydrolase family 5 protein
Exons: 2
Coding region: 1-1101 (366 amino acids)
Biological process (GO): glucan catabolic process
Cellular component (GO): cell surface; extracellular region
Molecular function (GO): glucan exo-1,3-beta-glucosidase activity
Source: RefSeq, a predicted model, not a curated record
AUGCGUUCGUCACUACCGUUUCUCACUGCCCUGGGCUGUCUCUCGGCCGCUUUGGCAGUUCCCCAUCCCAGAGUGCACAGUCCAGAGUACGUCAACUGGACCACUUUCAAAGCCAACGGAGUCAACCUCGGAGGCUGGCUCGUCCAGGAGUCCACGAUUGACAGCCAGUUCUGGGGAACCUAUUCCGGCGGCGCAGACGAUGAAUGGGGGCUUUGUGAACACCUAGGAUCCCGGUGUGGACCUGUUUUGGAACAUCGAUAUGCGACCUACAUCACGAAAAGCGACAUCGACAAGCUGGCCAACGUCGGAGUAGAAGUCUUGCGGAUUCCCACGACAUACGCCGCCUGGAUCAAGCUCCCUGGCUCCCAACUGUACUCCGGGAACCAGACAGCCUACCUCAAACAGAUCGCCGACUACGCGAUCACCAAGUAUGGCAUGCACAUCAUCGUGGAUGUCCACUCCCUUCCUGGCGGCACGAACGGUCUCACCAUCGGCGAAGCCAGCGGACACUGGGGCUGGUACUACAACGAGACCGCGUUUGACUACUCCAUGCAAGUCAUUGAUGCCGUCAUCUCCUUCGUCCAGACUCAGGCUCGCCCCAAUCAUCGCGGAGCCACCUGGGUACUGAAGUAUAUCCGUGCCGUGAUCGAUAGGGUCGCAUCUGUCAACCCCAACAUCCCAGUCAUGUUCCAGGGCAGCUUCAAACCGGAGCAGUACUGGUCCAGUCAGCUCCCCGCCGGCGCAAACCUUGUCUUUGACGUCCACACCUACUACUUCGAACGCAACGUCACGUCUGAGACCCUGCCAACCCACCUGUACGCGGACGCGCGGUCCAAGGCUGGGGACGGCAAGUUCCCUGUGUUCACGGGCGAGUGGUCGAUCCAAACGCUAUACCAGAACUCCUUUGCCCUCCGUGAGAGGAAUGUGAAUGCAGGUCUCGAUGCCAUGUACAAGUAUUCCCAAGGCAGCUGUUACUGGACCGCUAAGUUUUCGGGCAAUGCGACCGUGAACGGGCAAGGAACACAAGCAGACUACUGGAACUUUGAGUACUUUGUUGACCACGGGUACAUUGACCUGACGAGAUUCCAUACUACGAAGUGA